Molecule: messenger RNA, 1029 nt
Organism: Zasmidium cellare ATCC 36951
Lineage: Eukaryota; Fungi; Ascomycota; Dothideomycetes; Mycosphaerellales; Mycosphaerellaceae
Exons: 1
Coding region: 1-1029 (342 amino acids)
Biological process (GO): regulation of transcription by RNA polymerase II
Cellular component (GO): CCAAT-binding factor complex
Molecular function (GO): DNA-binding transcription factor activity, RNA polymerase II-specific; RNA polymerase II cis-regulatory region sequence-specific DNA binding
Source: RefSeq, a predicted model, not a curated record
AUGGACUCAUACGCGCAGUAUCAUACACAGCAACCAUCCGCCUACCCGCACGCACAUACAGGUCCACAGCAAGCCCACGCCAGUCCCGUCAUGCAGACCCAACAACCUCCAAACUACGGCCAGCACCAACAGGCGCCGCAAAUGCAACAACAUCAGAUGAUGUCGCAGAUGGGAUAUAGUCCUGCCUAUGGCAUGCAACCGCAGUAUGGAGUCUCUCCGUCACAAGCCGCGGCCAUGGCCACGGCCGCCGCCUCUGGAUAUCCAGCAUACUCGAUGCCUGAUUCGUCCAUGCCAGGCUCUCUGCCACAGACCUCGCCGCGUAUGCAACAGGUCAAGACGGACGGAAACCUGCCGCGUCCAAGCCCACAGUCGCCUCGCCAAAAUCAGAUGAACGUGCCCAGCACCAUGGCGACGCAGAUGAACAUGCCGCCAGCACAACCCAUGGCGAACAACAUCCAACAGCUGCAGCAAGGACAGAUGCCAGGACAGAGGAGAAUGUCUUCGGUUAACAGCCCUGCUGUCGCGAACCAGCCAGGACAGCCUCCCAUGCGCCCUCCCACCCAACCACAAGCACCUCAAGCUCAGCCUCCCCAACAACCGCAACAGUCCCCCGAAGUCCCGGUCGCGGGCGCAAACGAGGAAUCUCCCCUCUACGUCAACGCGAAGCAAUUCCAUCGGAUACUUAAGAGGCGCAUGGCAAGACAGAAGCUGGAGGAGGCUCUUCGGCUUACGAGCAAGGGCAGGAAGCCGUACUUGCACGAGUCCAGACACAACCAUGCUAUGCGUAGGCCAAGAGGUCCAGGUGGUCGAUUCUUGACGGCCGAGGAAGUGGCUGCGAUGGAGGCCAGGAAUGGAGGAAGUCUAGAUGGAGUGCCGGACUUGAAAGGUGAAAAUGGCACUGCCGUCAAUGGCAGUGGAAGUGCUAAGCGGAAAGCAGGUGACAUGAGCGGCGGAAACAACAACGGCACCCCGAGCACAAAGCACAAGAACUCUGACGAGGAUGCCGAUGAGGACGAUGACGAUGGAUGA